UGGGCAUAAUCCCAUGGCAUAAUUCCUAUCUCGGUCACGGGCUCACGGCUUCUGCCUUCUUCCUGCCGCAAGCGUCGCCCAUUCGAUGGAAGGAGCUCUCGGUCUCGGCUUCUGCCUUCCGCACGCGGCCUUCCCAUCGCAACGAUCUGCCACCGGAGGGGGGUCGUUGUUGCUCCGCCGCCGGCCACCUCUGGCGGCCGCCAGAGCUCGCCGGGGUGGCAGAUCCGCUCCUGACGCCGGCAGCACAUCUUUCACUUGCCACGGGUUCUUUCUUGACAAUGGGAGGAUGAAGAGCCAUCAGAGGGCAAUUUUGAAGAAGGGCGUGGUUUGCUCUUUGGAGGUUAAUGGUGGCGGGGAGUCUACGUUAUGUGUAUCUGUUCCAUCUGAAACUUCAAGUUUCACUGGUGACGUUCCAACGGGUUUGAGUCAAAAUGUGGUAAAAGGUAUAACUGGUAAUCGAAGAAGUUCUGCAGGAAGGAAGAAUGGGGGGAAAUUAUGGAGGAGAUUGCCGGGUGGCAAGAAGUUGGUGAGGUGUCGAGCUCCGAAGCAUGGCACUGGAAAAGACAGGCAUGGUCACAAAUCUGUAGUGAACAAUGAUGAUGUCAAUGCAAUUUUUUCUUGUAUUACCCAGGAGUCUAGCAUUGAGGAGUGCAAUUCUGUCCUGAUCCAUCUCGAGAAGCACAGUGAUGAGAAGGCUCUCAAUUUCUUUGAUUGGAUGAAGGCUAAUGGGAAGCUAAAGGGGAAUGCUGAUGCAUAUCACCUAGCUCUUCAAGCCAUUGCCUGGAAGGAGGACUGGAAGACAGCUGAACUGUUGCUCCAUGAGAUGGUUGCCGAUUCGGAUUGUACAUUGGAUGCUCGAGCAUUUAAUGGGCUGAUAUAUGUUUGUGCGAAAAGGAGGCUUGGUGAUUGGGGAACAAAGUGGUUUCACAUGAUGCUUGAGAGAGAAGUGCAGCCGAAUGUGUCUACUGUUGGUAUGCUUAUGGGCCUUUACCAGAAGACCGGGAACCUAUCAGAGGCUGAAUUCACUUUCGCAAAAAUGCGGAAUUUCAAGAUUAAGUGUGUUAAUGCUUACUCAGCUAUGAUUACUUUGUAUACACGUUUAGGCCUGUUUGCCAAGUCCGAGGAUGUUAUAAAUCUGAUGAAACAUGAUGGAGUAUUUCCAAACAUGGAAAAUUGGUUGGUGCGGUUGAAUGUGUACAGUCAACAGGGUAAGAUGGAGGAGGCCGAAUUGGUAUUACAUUCCAUGGUGGAUGAAGGAUUCACCCUGAAUGUUGUGGCAUACAAUACUUUAAUUACAGGAUAUGGAAAAAUUUCUGACAUGCAGAAGGCAAAGAAAGUGUUUGGCAGCCUUGGGAGUGCAGGUUUAGCUCCUGAUGAAACCACCUACAGAUCAAUGAUAGAAGGUUUCGGUAGAGCAGACAAAUACGAAGAGGCAAUUUCGUACUACAGGAAGCUGAAGAGUUCUGGCUUUCGACCAAAUGCGUCCAACUUUUACACUAUGAUCAACUUACUAGCAAGACAUGAUGACAAUGAAGGUGCAGCUGAAAUUCUGGAGGACAUGAGGGCAGCAAGCUGCCAGUGUUCAUCAAUUGUUACUGUUCUUGUUCGGGCAUAUUUAACAGUAGGAAGAGUACAUAAGGUUCUUCCAAUUCUAAAAGCUUGUUUCUACAAGAAGAUUUUGUUUGAUGCCACCUCUUGCUCUAUUUUAGUAACAACAUUUGUUAAAAAUUCUUUACUAGAAGAAGCUUUGGGCAUUAUGCAUGAAAAGAAGUGGAAAGAUUCUGAUUUCGAGGACAAUUUAUAUCAUAUCUUGAUAUGUUCUUGCAAAGAGGCUGGCAGUUACAAUGAUGCUGUUAGGAUAUUCAAUCAAAUGCCUAAGUCUGAAACACAUCCAAAUCUCCGUAUUUCUUGCAGUAUGAUUGAUGUUUUCAGCAUGAUGGAGAGAUUUGCUGAUGCUGAAGCUGUAUACCUUGAACUGAAAGCUUCGUCUUGUGUACUGGAUAUGAUCGCUUACAGUGUAAUUGUGAGGAUGUACAUUAAAGCUGGGAGACUAGAUGAUGCUUGUUCAAUUUUGGAAGAAAUGGAGAAACAAAAAGAAAUAGUUCCUGAUAAGUUCCUUUUCCUUGACAUGCUUCGGACUUACCAAAAAUGUGGCCUGCUCGAGAAGUUAACUGAUACAUAUUACUGGAUACUUAAGAGUCAAGUUGAAUGUGACGAAGCCAUGUAUAACUGCAUUAUUAACUGCUGUGGGCGGGCCAUACCUGUUGAUGAGCUGUCAAGAAUUUUUGACGAAAUGGUUGAACAUGGACACUUGGCCAACACUGUUACCCUCAAUGUAUUGCUAGAUAUAUAUGGAAAAGCUGGACUAUUUAAUAGGGCUCAAAAGGUAUUUCUCAUGGCUCGCAAGCAGGGACUGACGGAUAUCAUAUCAUACAAUACCAUUAUUGCAGCAUACGCGCAAAGUGGCAAUUUUCGUAGCAUGACUUAUUUCGUCCAAAGGAUGCAGGAUGCAGGGUUUCCUGUUUCUCUGGAGGCAUACAACUGCAUGCUGAAUGCUUACGGAAAAGCAGGGCAAUUGGAGGAGUUUGCUGCUGUUUUGCAGAAAAUGAAGAGAGCAAAAUGUAACUUUGAUCACUACACUUACAAUAUAAUGAUCAAUAUAUAUGGGAGAAGGGGAUGGAUCGAAGAUGUUGCAAAUGUUCUUCUUGAACUAAAGAGCCGAGGUGUUGAACCAGAUUUGUACAGUUACAAUACCUUGAUAAAGGCAUAUGGGAUAGCGAGAAUGCCUGAAGAUGCUGUCAAACUGAUGCAAGAGAUGAGGAUUAAAGGUAUCAGCCCUGAUCGAGUGACAUACACUAACCUCAUUGCUGCUCUACAAAGGAAUGAAAAUUUCCUCGAAGCUGUUAAAUGGUCUCUCUGGAUGAAGCAAACAGGAGUUGUAGGAUGUGGAACUCGAGCAUAAUGUACCUGAAGCAUUCGAGUUUUGUUUGAAAAUAAUCCAACUCUUAUUAUUGUCUGCAAGUUCCAAUUGAGUACAUACUUGCUACUGUACAAAAGAGUGUAGCUGAUUGUUCUACACAUGCUACAGAUGUUCACAAACUUAACAUAUUGUUCUCAUACAGGAUGAAAUUCAGUCAAUGUAAAUCAAGAUAGGAAGUUUUAUCAUACCUAUCAUAUAAUUGUAAAUUUACUGUGACAGUGGCUUAAACAUCUGUGAGAGAUCAAAGUCAAAUAAGAAAUACAGUUUCACUUGUUCUUUCA
Phragmites australis (common reed) is the source of this 3261-nucleotide messenger RNA. Its product is annotated as pentatricopeptide repeat-containing protein At4g30825, chloroplastic. The transcript is spliced from 2 exons. The coding region runs from base 86 to 2962 and encodes 958 amino acids. The record is from RefSeq and is a predicted model, not a curated record. NCBI's taxonomy places the organism in Eukaryota, Viridiplantae, Streptophyta, Magnoliopsida, Poales, Poaceae. Gene Ontology annotation, molecular function: protein binding.